UUUUUUUUCAAUUCUGAAUUCGUAAUUCUUUUUUUUUCUUUGUGAGAAAAAAUGACGUUUCUAGCUCGUUAUAAUCACCAUUAUCGAUUUAUUCUAUGUUCAUAUUCAUCGUCAUCAUCAUCAUCAGAGUUAAGAUUGGCGUUGUAUAGAAAAUUUCACUAUAAAUCAUCGUUCAUAUUGUCAUCGAAAUUCUUUUCAUCAUCAUCAUCAUCAUCAAACAUCAAUGAUAAUGAUCCAAAACGAUCAAAAAUUCAAUUAACAAAAAUUGUUCAAUCAACAUCGUCCGAUAAUUUAGAAAUAACAAAAAAAUCUGAACCACGUGUUAUAAAUGCUCAAAUUGCUGAACAGCCAGUAAUUACUGGUAAACAAUUUUCAUCAUUAUUAAUUCAAAUGAAAAAUUUAUCGGAAAAAAAUUUUCUUUUUCGUAUGAUUCUAUGGAGACCAGUUGCAAUAGCCGAAUGGAUAGAAUCAUCACGACAAGAAAAAAUCAAUUCUAUGGUAUUCAAUGGUGUUCAAUACGUUAUAUUCAUUUUUGCAAUCAUAAUAAUACACAUUGUUUUUCUGGCUUCUAUGACAAAAAAACAUGAAAUAACCGAUCGAUAUUUUAUACGAUUGCUACCUGAUACUAUCAAUGAACUUUACGAACAACUGUUACUAAAUGAUCUACUUGUUGAAUAUGAUGGUAAAUUUUUACAAUCAUCACAUAAAUCCAUUCAAAUGUGUGAUAAAAUCCUAAAGAAAUUAAUCGAAACGAAUAAAGAAUAUAUUGAUGAUGAAAAACAUAUUGAUACAACAUGGUCGACAAUAAUUAUUGAUGAUGAUGAUGAACAUUUUUAUUCACAAACAAUAUGUUCGGAAAAAUUUUUAAUACUAACGAAAAAAUUAGUUGAUCUUUGCGAUGAUGAUGAACAUCAGCUUGCCUAUUUAAUUGCACAUUCAUUAUCGCAUGUAAUUUUAAAACAUUAUCGUGAACCGUUAUCAAAUCUUCGUCCAACACAAAUCUGGAAAGGCCUUUGUAUGAUAUAUUCAAGUCGAUUAAUGUGGAUUUUUCAUCCGAAUGAAUUGUUGAAAGAAAAAUUGACCAAUUUUUUUCGUUUUAUAAUCACAUCCGAUGAAUGGGCACGUGAUAUUUGCUAUGAAAAAUAUAGGAAAAUGUUGUCGAAAAUGAAUUAUUCUGAAACAUUAGAACAAGAAACUGAUCGUAUUGCAAUGCAAUUAUUAUCACGUGCCUGUUUUAAUGUAAAACGUGUGGAAAAAUUUGCUGAUAAAUGUCAUCAACUAAUGCUAUCCAGACAAAAAUCUACAACCGAAUCAGUAGAUCAUGAUAAUCAACGACAAGAAUUACAUUACAUUUAUGAACAUGGCCAUAAUAAUGAUGAAAAAUGUAAUCGAUUUAAUGAUGAAAAAUUUAUGAAAAAAAUCAUUCAAUUUCGUCAUGAAUGUGGAUGUGAUCCAAUUGAAUAAAUUUUGUUUGUUUGUUUAUUUUUGUCAUUUCUAAUGAUUAAAGAAAAUGAAAAAAAAAAAAAU
Molecule: messenger RNA, 1527 nt
Organism: Dermatophagoides farinae (American house dust mite)
Lineage: Eukaryota; Metazoa; Arthropoda; Arachnida; Sarcoptiformes; Pyroglyphidae
Biological process (GO): mitochondrial protein processing; protein quality control for misfolded or incompletely synthesized proteins
Cellular component (GO): mitochondrial inner membrane
Molecular function (GO): metalloendopeptidase activity
Source: RefSeq, a predicted model, not a curated record